UAUAGCGCUUGUUUAAUUCUUUGACUCCUGACUUCCCAAMAUGGUUAAACUCAUUGCCUUUGUUUUGGUCGUCUUUGCUUUGACUAACUAUGGUCAAUCCUGCUGUAUCUAUCAUCCAAACUGCGAUCACCCAAAGCUGUUGGCGAGGAUGGAUCAGCUCGAGAAAAAAAUCGAUAAGUUGAUGGAGAUUGCAAGUAACUGCUCGGCAGAAAACGGAAAUYCUGGUCAUGGCAAUGCUUGCCCAAAGGGAUGGAUUCCUGACAAACACUCAUGCUUUAAGUUAAUCACCACAACUYACACCUGGAACGACGCCCGCAAAGCAUGCAUAGCCAUUGGAGGAGACAUGGUAACCAUCAAAUCCCCACAAAAAAACAGCUAUGUUGCUAAUCUGGCCCAGGCCCAGGCAUACGUAUGGAUUGGACUCCACAGAGAUUCCACCACAAAGUUUAAGUGGAUUGAUGGAUCUUCCCUGUCUGGCCUGUUUUCUAAAUGGAAGCAAAAUGAGCCCAAUAACGUCAAAGAAGAAUGUGGAAUGAUGWACAUCAACCAAGCGAAUGUCUUUGGGCAAUGGAACGACAUGUACUGCACCUCAAAAUUUCCAGUCAUGUGUGAGAGAAGCAUUGCCCAGUAGAGAGUACUGGAUUAUGAAAUAAAAGCGAUAAAUCUAAUAAAAGAUUUAACAAUGCA
Molecule: messenger RNA, 687 nt
Organism: Exaiptasia diaphana
Lineage: Eukaryota; Metazoa; Cnidaria; Anthozoa; Actiniaria; Aiptasiidae
Product: snaclec coagulation factor IX-binding protein subunit A
Exons: 3
Coding region: 41-631 (196 amino acids)
Molecular function (GO): signaling receptor activity
Source: RefSeq, a predicted model, not a curated record